Gigantopelta aegis is the source of this 2695-nucleotide messenger RNA. RefSeq names its product cadherin-23-like. The transcript has 12 exons. NCBI's taxonomy places the organism in Eukaryota, Metazoa, Mollusca, Gastropoda, Neomphalida, Peltospiridae. The coding region runs from base 1 to 2391 and encodes 796 amino acids. Gene Ontology annotation, cellular component: membrane. Gene Ontology annotation, molecular function: calcium ion binding. The record is from RefSeq and is a predicted model, not a curated record. Gene Ontology annotation, biological process: homophilic cell-cell adhesion.
AUGAAGGUUUGUCUUUUGUAUUACAGUGGUUGUUCGUCAAAACGAAGGUUUGUCUUUUGCUUUACAGUGGUUGUACGACAAAACGAAGGCAGAGUCUUUUCUUUUACUACUCCUCUGGCUAAAAAGAAUCAGCUAUUCUAUUUCAAUGACCUUGGAUUCCGUGUGACGGAGCGACAUUUCAUUGUGUUUGAAGUACAGAUGUGUAACGGUGCACAGGUUAAACUUCAAUCAUCAACCAUCGAAAACUCCAUGCAGUACGACAUAUACUUGGGUUAUUUUGGUCGUACAGGAAUUUGGGACUAUCAAGGGUCCGUAUUCGGCGAUGUGAUCAUACUUAAUCCACUGGACUGCUCGGUGUCCAAAACAUUCUGGCUUGAUUGGAACGACGGAGGAUUCAUCGAGGUUGGAACAGGGGCAGUGGUUGGAGUGGACCGCAUUUUGGCGUACAGAACCAAAGAUAAAAUAGAUGUAAACUUCUUGGGCGCGUACAGCUCCACCGCACUCAGUGGGGUCUGGAGAGUAAACAUAGAUGAAAGUCCUGUGUUUCAUUCCCCGCACUACGACAACAGCACUGUGAUCGAGGUGCCCGAGGGGACCCCUGCUGGAAGCGAGGUGUACACCCUGAUGGCGUUUGACGCGGAAGGGGACGCUAUUACGUACGAAAUGCUCGAUGGACAAACCCACCUGUUUGAGUUGACAGGCGACAAACUGAAAAUACUCAGAGUGUACGAUUUUGAAGAUUCUGCUCAGUUCUUUGUCUUACUGUUCAGAGCCAACUCGACGAGUUAUUCAAUACAGGCCUCGAUGGGUGUGAGAGUAACCAAUGUGUAUGAUGAGAAACCUCUUCUGAUGGCAGUUAGUGUUAAUGUGAGGGAAGAAUUACCUGUUGGUACAAUCAUCCACGGAACGCACGGCUUAAGAGACGCGGAUGUCGACGACGGUUUUAAUUUCACUCUUAGUGGGUCGGACGCUGCGUAUUUUAGAGUCGGAUUAUUAACGGGUCAAAUUUCUAUUGGUAAAAGAAUGGAUUUUGAUGCAGACAGUAGUCAAAUUGAUUUUGAAAACCUUGUUCUCAGCGUUGUUGACAAGGGAGGUAACGAAGACAACGUCAGCCUCUCAAUAAGAUUAAAAGAAACAAAUGACCAACCCCCAAGCAUCACCUCAACAUUUCAACUAGCCACGGUCACUGGUGCUGUCCAACAAGCCGGUGCCAUUGCGCAUUUUAACUGUAGCGACAAGUUGGAAGAAAACACAACUUCGGGAUACACCAUCCACAUUGGACACCAAAUGGAUGGACUAUUUCGUCUGGAGGGUAACGAAAUGUUCGUGGAUACUACAAACAUCACGUACGAUGCUGUUUCGGACACAGACGAAGCCUACACAGUGCCGGUGAUUUGCGCGGAUGUUCCUCACAGUGGGGAGGUGAUGAGCAGCACAGCAAUUGUUCUCACUGAGGUUACUCCUGAUAAUAGUAACGACUAUGUCCCGGUGUUUGUGGAUCUAGCCACUGUUACCGUCGCAGAGAACACAGCACCCAACACUGUCAUCACCACGCUGCAGGCUGUUGACAAAGACGCCGGCGACAAUGGACAUAUUACAUAUCAGAUUUUAUCUGUAACCACAGAUUCUGGUAAGAAUGCACAGACCACAUUUAAAAUUGAUUCUGAAAAUGGUGAACUUCAUAUGACAAUGUUGCUAGAUGUGGAUGGAGCGACUGGGCAGCGUGACGAAUACGUCGUUGUAGUGUUGGCAACCGACGGUGGCAGUCCCUCUCGUAGUACCACGGGCACCAUGACAGUACUGGUGCUAGAUUCUGACGACCGUCCAGCCAUGUUCCAGAAAGCCGUGUAUUUCGUUGAAGUAACUUGUAGUAUUCAGCUUGAAGACAUACUUUUUGAAUUUUCUGUUCAAAAUACUGACAAAACGUUUGACAAAAAUAUCACUUUGUCGGGUGAUGGGAGUGAAUAUCUGUCUGUCAAAGGCCUGUCUGUGGUUCUGUACAGUCGCCCUACACAGACCACAUCACUAGAGAUCGCAAUUACCGCGCUGUUGAAUAUGAAAGUUGAUUCACACGCUGAAGAUCAAGCCGUGUUGCUGUUGAGCUUUUCUCAACUAUGCGAUGAGGACACCACACCGACGACCUUCACAAACACUACUGUACAAGACGGUCCAAGCACGGCAGCUGUAGGCAGUGACCAGCGGGAGUGGGCUGUGCGUGGCAUCGCAGUCAUCCUGUGCACUGCACUGCUAGUGUGUAUCUUCAUUCAGAUAGUAAAACUGUAUUUCAAUCCAAUGGACAUGAAAGUGAGCCCCGACAAGCCGUCUUUGUCGAGUAGAUCCGAGAGAGGCCGCCCUAGCACGCCGCUGUACAGCUGUAAAACAUCCAACUGACCGCCCAGUGGCGUGACACGCCUUAUACGGAACAGUUAGUCUCUCCACCAGUUUUGAACUUUCCAGUUUAAAAAUCCCUCUAUUAAUACAAACUGCUACAAUAAUUUGGAAUCGAGUAUCUGCCAGCACGCUUUAUUUUAUUUGAGCUUCCAUGUUUUUCUGGAAGACUUGGUUGGUCGAGUGGUUAAGGUCGCGGGCUGUCAAAUGCCGUGCGAAUUCGUGCAGUAGGUUCGAAUCCUGCUAAUUGACACUUUGUUUUAAAUAUUCUAUACUAGUUUGCUCACAGUGUCAUAUUCAUUGUUGG